AUGAUGCUGCCGGUCUCAAGGUUCAAAGGUCAGCCAGUUGGCAUGGUAACCAACACAAUGCCUUGGAUGUCCAUCAGCAGUGAACCUGCUCCUCCCUGGAUUUGGUUGGCCAGCUGGUCAGCUGCAACAUACCAGGCCACGCCCCCUCUGGUCUUCUACCCUCCAGCCGUGUGGAUACCUGAACACACACACCUGAUCCAGUGGGAGCGUCCAGCUGUUGAAGUGGUUCCUAUAAUCCCUCCAUAUCAUCAUUCUUCACAUCUUCAUCCUCCUCAUCCUUUCCCUAAGCUAGCUGAAAGCUGGAUCUCUCCUGAGGAAGUGGGCGUGUUCCAGAGGAGAGACAAACCCCUCCUCCUUACAAAUCAGAUCAUCCAGAGGCAAGGACACGCCCCCAGGACCCGCCUGCUGCUGUCUCCCACUCAACUCUCAGGUCGAGUUAGAAGAGACAAAACAAAGACAGCAGGAACCAAACCAAAAAGCUCCUCCACCUCCUCCUCCUCAUCUUCCUCGUCCUCCUCCUCCUCCAUACCUCUGCACCUCCUCUCUGUGGGUCCUCUCCAGCUGCCUCUCCGCAUUGCUCCUCCUCCUCCCUCAGGUGGAGCUUACUGUGAGUGGGCGGGGCUUCAUAUACAAAGACACAAGAAGGCAUGGCCUCUGAUUCUUCCCAAUCAACUGCACAGAGGAACCUGGGCACAGCCAAUCAACAGCCUGGAGAGAAAACGGUCUCUGCCCAAACAGCACUUUGUGAACCGACCUGUCUCCCCCUCUUUGCUCUGCAUGGACAGAUGGCCUGUCUUCCCGUUCCAGGUGAUGGAAAUUCCUCCUUCUUUCUUCUCUUCAGAGUUUUCAUCCAGACUCUCUCUGCUGAGCGACUACAGACACAAGAAGCGGGGGAUGGGCGGAUUUAAAGUUUCUGCAGCGUUUCCUCUGAGGACAAAGAGAGCGAUGGACGACAACAAACAGUGUGUGUCUGCAGACAGAGAAGAGGAGGAAGAGGAGGAGGGAGGUGAGAAGGGAAGGAAAGACAAACUUCCUGUCGCCUCCACUCCUGUCCCGGGGUCGCCAUGGUGUGUAGUGUGGACCGGAGACGACCGCAUCUUUUUCUUCAAUCCCACAAUCCACCUGUCUGUGUGGGAAAGACCGGGGGAGCUGAUUGGACAAGACAUCAGCAGCAUCAUCGAGGACCCGCCCCACAAGAGGAAGAGGACGACACCUGAAGAUGGCUGCGGCUGUCAAUCGUCUGAUCUCCAUGGUAACGGUGAAGACGAUGAACAUCAACAUGACUCCAAAAGAAACAGAGUCGAGAAGCAGAUGUCCCUCGUCCCUCAUCCAGGAGAAGUUAAGCUCCUCCCCCUGGAACUCCGAGUGGCUCAUUUCAGAGAGAUGAUGCUGGAGAGAGGGGUGUCAGCAUUCUCCACCUAUGAGAAGGAGCUCCACAAGAUGGUGUUCGACCCUCGAUACCUGCUGCUGACCUCAGAUCAGAGGAAACAGGUGUUUGAUGUGUUUGUGAAGAGCAGGCUGAAGGACGAGUACAAAGAGAAGAAGAAUAAACUGCAGAAAGCGAGAGAAGAGUUCAAACAGCUGCUGGAGGAGGCCAAGAUCACCAGCAGAUCCACCUUCAAGGCGUUCUGUGCUCGUUACCAUGGAGACCAGCGCUUUAACGCCCUCAACAGGAAGAAGGAACAGGAAGUCCUCUUUCAGCAUUACAUCACAUCCUUAAAGAAGCGAGACAAAGAGAACCGAGUCAGACUGAGGAAGAUGAGAUGAGAACCCGUCCCAGGACCUCACAGAUCCUUCCCGAGCAGAACUGAUGGACCUCGACCAGGAACUUCCAAAACCUUCACACACAAAUAAACAAAAAACAACUUUUAAAAACAUUUUCGGGAAGCAUUUAAACUAACCCUCAAGG
Molecule: messenger RNA, 1909 nt
Organism: Labrus mixtus (cuckoo wrasse)
Lineage: Eukaryota; Metazoa; Chordata; Actinopteri; Labriformes; Labridae
Gene: tcerg1l
Product: transcription elongation regulator 1 like
Exons: 15
Coding region: 1-1767 (588 amino acids)
Cellular component (GO): nucleus
Molecular function (GO): RNA polymerase binding; transcription coregulator activity
Source: RefSeq, a predicted model, not a curated record